AUGUCCAAGCAUAACACGGGUCUUAUGCCGGGAGAGCUUAAAACACAACCAGCACCGUUUCAAGAUCGGUAUAAAAUUUUACAUAAAUUAUUUGAUCAACUAACAAGAUGUCGCUUAAAAGCAGAUACAUCGAGAUUAAAAAGGAUGGCAAUCGAACUGGAACUUAGAGUAGCAAAAGUUAGCACAUCCCCUCAAAGUUAUAGAUUUCAUAUGAGCAUUUUACUACGAGAUCUUGUUAAGGAAAAAGCCAACUUCAAGAAGAUUAAAAUUGCAGGGAAGCAAAUUAUGUCCAAUACUAAAACUUCUUCUAAUAGUCUCAUUAAUACUAAGACAAGAGAUAAGGAUUAUGUAAUGCAAAAAUUAACAGAUAUGUUGAUUGAUCCAAAGAUAUUGGAGAAGCAUAAAUACAUUAUGUCGCGGAUAAUACCAGAUGAUUAUACCGCUAGUAGUGAUUAUGCCAAUUGUGAAAGAUGUAAUACAAAAUUCAAAAAAAGUAAAAUCAUGCUAGAUACUUUGUGCACAUAUCACCCACAAAAAAAGAUAUAUAAUAAAGAAAGCAAAACUCAUAUGUUCCCGUGCUGCGGUGAAUCAACAACAUCUACCUCGUUCAUGCGAUUAGGAUGUAAAAAAGCAGAACACCAUGUCUUCAAAAAUGAUUCUUAUCCAGAAUUACGUGAAAUAAGUGAUUUUCUGAAGACAUCUGUGAUAGAUGGAAAGGAAAAUGUUUUAGCUCUUGAUUGUGAGAUGGCGUUCACAUCGAAGGGUUUUGAAAUGGUUAGAUUGACAAUAGUUGAUUUUUUUACAUGUAAGGUAUUAUUUGAUGAAAUCGUAGAACCAUUUGGUGAUAUUAUAGAUUUGAAUACACUAUUUAGUGGUAUUCACUCAGAGGAUAUGGAGCAGGCUAUUCCGUAUUUGGACAUCAUGGAUAGGAUUUUGACUACCGAUUUGAUAAAUCGAAAUAGUAUUUUGAUUGGGCAUGGUUUAGAGAACGAUUUAAACGUAAUGAGAAUCAUUCAUGAAAGGAUUAUUGAUACUGCUAUCCUUUUCUCUGUUGGGAAAUAUAAAACUUCGUUGAAGAACUUAACUUUUGAGACACUGAGUGAGAAAAUUCAGACAGGGGAGCAUGACAGUUCACAGGAUGCAAUCGCUACAAUGAAUGUAAUAAAGAAGAAAAUUGGUGUACCGAUAGAGCAGGUAAAAUGGGAUUGA
Molecule: messenger RNA, 1209 nt
Organism: Maudiozyma saulgeensis
Lineage: Eukaryota; Fungi; Ascomycota; Saccharomycetes; Saccharomycetales; Saccharomycetaceae
Source: the annotation of a GenBank genome assembly